Messenger RNA from Nicotiana attenuata, 1012 nucleotides. RefSeq names its product protein STAY-GREEN, chloroplastic-like. The transcript is spliced from 4 exons. The record is from RefSeq and is a predicted model, not a curated record. NCBI's taxonomy places the organism in Eukaryota, Viridiplantae, Streptophyta, Magnoliopsida, Solanales, Solanaceae. Bases 107 to 889 code for a protein of 260 amino acids.
UUUCCUUGAAAUAUUAUUUGGAGCUCCAAGAAUAUUCAAAAAUCUUAUUAAGCGCAGCCUAAUCUGCUUAAUUCUCACAUAUAGCUUCAGUUUCAGAGUAUUUGAGAUGAGAAUUUUGACUGCUUCUCUGUUGGUUCCAUCUAAGCUAAAUCCUGAAAAGCUUAACUCUAAUUAUUUUUACAGAACCAGAAAGAGGUCCAAGAAGAAUAAUUCCAUAGUCCCUGUGGCAAGGUUAGUUGAACCAGCUAUAUUUGAAGCAUCAAAGCUAACGGUUCUUUUCUCAGGAGUUGAUGAGGAAAAUCAUCCAGGAAAAGUUCCAAGAACAUAUACAUUUACUCAUUGUGAUCUUACUUCUAAACUUACUUUGACCAUCUCCCAAACCAUCAAUAACUCUCAGUUAAAAGGAUGGCACCAUAGACUACACAGAGAUGAAGUGGUAGCAGAAUGGAAGAAAGUUAAAGGGAAGAUGUCACUUCAUGUCUAUUGUCACAUUAGUGGAGGCCAUUUCUUGUUAGACAUAUGUGCUAGGCUCAGAUAUUAUAUCUUCUGCAAAGAACUGCCUGUGGUUCUAAAGGCUUUUGUUUAUGGAGAUGGGAAUCUGCUACAAAAUUACACAGAGUUGGAAAAAGCUCCAGUUUGGAUUUAUUUCAAUUCAAACAUUCAAGAAUUCAACAAAAUAGAGUGCUUGGGUCCACUCAAAGAAGCAGCUUCUUCUUCUUCUUCUUCUUCUAGUAGAGAGAUACAUGGGCCCCCAGAGCCUUGUCAAGAGUCUUGCACAUGUUGCUUCCCCCAAAGGAGCUUGAUCCAUGGGCCUACUUCAAUUUCUGAUGUCUAUAGGCCUGAUGGUAGGCCCAAUGAGAUAAAUGGGCCUAUCCACCAAGGCAUGUAAUAACGGCAAAGUUAAAAAGAGAGAUGCUUCUGUUUGUAUACGUGGUAAACAUGGAAAAAAUCAGAAAUAGCUAAAUUUACAAGUAGUAAUUAAAAAAUAACUACAGUUUCAAAACUCAAUAAA